This is a messenger RNA of Astyanax mexicanus (Mexican tetra), 4407 nucleotides long. RefSeq names its product cut-like homeobox 1b (gene cux1b). Gene Ontology annotation, biological process: intra-Golgi vesicle-mediated transport. The record is from RefSeq and is a predicted model, not a curated record. The transcript has 23 exons. Gene Ontology annotation, molecular function: DNA binding. Lineage: Eukaryota; Metazoa; Chordata; Actinopteri; Characiformes; Acestrorhamphidae. Gene Ontology annotation, cellular component: Golgi membrane. The coding region runs from base 113 to 2149 and encodes 678 amino acids.
UCCCGACCAAACUCCAACCCCUCUCUCUCUCUCUCUCUUUCUCUCUCUCUCCCUCUCUCUCGGUCUCUCUCUCUCUCUAUCAGCCUCUCACUCCGUCUCAAUAUGUCUCAAGAUGGCGGCCAAUGCGGGAUCGAUGUUUCAAUAUUGGAAGCGCUUUGAUUUGCAGCAGCUGCAGAGAGAACUGGACGCCACCGCCACGCUACUGGCCAACAGACAAGAUGAGAGCGAGCAGUCCAGGAAAAAACUCAUCGACCAGAGCCGCGAAUUUAAGAAAAACACACCAGAGGAUCUUCGGAAGCAGGUAGCUCCGCUACUGAAGAGUUUCCAGGCCGAGAUCGACGCUCUGAGUAAAAGAAGCAAAGAAGCAGAAGCUGCCUUCCUCAACGUCUACAAGAAACUCAUCGAUGUACCAGAUCCGGUCCCCGUGUUGGAGCUCGGCCAGCAGCUGCAGCUGAAGGUGCAGAGGAUGCACGACAUCGAGACGGAAAACCAGAAACUCCGAGAAACACUGGAGGACUACAACAAAGAGUUCGCCGAAGUCAAGAACCAGGAGGUCACCAUUAAAGCACUUAAGGAGAAGAUCCGGGAGUACGAGCAGACGCUGAAGAACCAGGCGGAGAACCUGGCCCAGGAGAAGGAGCAGCAGCUCCACAACGACUAUGCAGAGAAAGAGAGGAAGUUGCAGGAGUCACAGGAGUCCAUGGCCUCCAGGCUGGACGAGGCGGAACACAAGGUCCAGAACCUUCAGACAGCACUUGAGACCACGCAGACGGAGCUGUUUGAUCUGAAGACCAAGUACGACGAGGAGUCCACAGCAAAGGCAGAUGAGAUCGAGAUGGUCAUGACCGACCUGGAGCGAGCCAAUCAGAGAGCAGAGGCAGCGGAGAGAGAGGCGGAGGCUCUGAGGGAGCAGCUCACGUCAGCUAACAAGUCCCUGCAGCUGGCCACCCAGAUCCAGAAAGCUCCGGACAUGGAGCAGGCGGUGGAGGUGGUGUCUCGGUCCAGCCUGGAGGCUGAGCUGAGUGCUAAAGAGAGGGAGAUGGUGCAGCUGGUGGAGGACGUACAGAGACUGCAGGCCAGUCUGGCCAAACUCCGCGAGAACUCCUCCUCCCAGAUCAGCCAGCUGGAGCAACAGCUCAGCGCCAAGAGCGCCACACUCAAGCAACUGGAGGAGAAGCUGCAGGAGCAGGCCGACUACGAGGAGGUGAAGAAAGAGCUGAGCAUCCUUAAAUCCAUGGAGUUUGGCCCCGCUGACAGUGCUACUGUGCAGGACUCGUCUAAGCCGCUGGAGGUGCUGCUGCUGGAGAAGAACCGCAGUCUGCAGUCGGAGAACGCUUCCCUGCGCAUCGCCAACACCGAGCUGAGCGGGCGCUACACAGCGCUGCAGGUGGAGUUUUCGGGUGCAGUGAGGACCAGCGCUGAGCAGAAGGAGCUUAUCCUCAAACUGGAGCAUGACCUGAGCACUAUCCAGACCAUGUCCUCCCUGUCCCGCCCUGAUGCUGAGGGAGCUGAUCUGGGUGGCAUGGACAAAAUCCCUGAGCCAAUAAAGGAGGCCACCGCCAUGUUCUCAGGAGUGGGCAGUUCUUCUCAGACUGAACUUCCUCAGGGUCAGAUGGACUCUCUGCUGUCCAUCAUCUCCAGCCAGAGAGAGAGAUUCCGAUCUCGUAAUCAGGAGCUGGAGGCUGAGAGCCAUUCUAUGCAGCAGACCAUGCAGGCCCUGCAGAGCGAGCUGGACAGUCUGCGGGCCGACAACAUCAAACUAUACGAGAAGAUCAAGUUCCUGCAGAGCUACCCGUCACGAAGCGGAGGGACUGAUGAUACAGUGAUGCGCUACUCUUCCCAGUAUGAGGAGAGGCUGGACCCCUUUGCUUCCUUCAGCAAGCGGGAGCGCCAGAGACGAUACCUGAGCCUCAGCCCAUGGGACAAGGCCACCCUCAGCCUGGGUCGUGUCAUCCUGUCCAAUAAGAUGGCCAGAACCGUUGCAUUCUUCUACACUCUCUUCCUUCACUGCCUGGUCUUCCUGGUACUCUAUAAGACAGCCUGGAGUGAGAGUAUCGGGCGGGACUGUACUGCUUACUGUGCUAAAAAGUACUCGGACCACCUGCACCGCUUCCACGAGAAUGGAGAAAACGGAGACAUGUGGCAGUGAUGUCAGAGACAGGGCGAUCAGCGCUCAACACGACGAGGGGGUUCAAUUCUAUCACCAGAUCUUAAUGCUGUGUUCAAUCAAUCAGAUCUUUUCAUUUAUGUCUCAUUAAUGACUUCCCUGCUUUUGUAUAGCUAUAGGAGUAACUGUAGCUGGAAACACAAAGAAAACUGAUCAGAAAUCAGUUCAGAAAUCUUCAGUUUGAUCAGCAAACUGCAAAACGUGCAGGUGAAAUCAAUCAUUCAUUCCCAUCUUUCUUUGCUCUUUGAGCAUCUAUUGAGCAUCUAUUGAGCACAGCAUCAGGACUAAAAGCCUUCCUCUCGGUCUCAGAUUAUUUUUAUUAUUUUUUUGCAGUAUCUACUCCUGGCCACUAGAGGGCAGAUCUGCACUGUUAUGAUUUAGACCUUACUAGGGGGGUGUCCAUUCUUAUUUGAUCAUCAUAAACAACCAGCAGCUCUGAUUAAACAUCUGAUUCCACUUGUUUGUUAAAUCAGUUGGUCGGUCUUCAAUCAGCUGAUCAAAUCGUGUGCUUCUGAUUGGCUGGAAUGAACAACUGCAGCCACAAAGAUUCUGUGAUAGAUUGGAUAGAUUGGACACCCCUGAUUUAGACCAAUGAGACGAUCUCAAAUCCAAGAGCAUCUCAAAUCCAAGCUAAUCAAAUAUAAUCAAAGAAAGCAUCUCUAUAUAUUGUUUAAUUUACUUUUAAUAAUUAAGAAUUUACUGUAUUUUGUGGGAGUUUAGAAAGAGGGGACCAGUGGGUGUUUACUCGGGGGGUAGUACCAGAUUUGCUGUGUUGGGGAAAGAAAUGAAGGGAUUACGGAUUAAGAAUUAUUGAAUAGAUUGAGGGUGAGAUUGAAUUAAAUAAUUAGAUCAUUUGCACUAGUGAAAAAAUGAAGUGUAUGGCUAAUUAUUUAUACAUAAUAAUCAAUGAGAUUAUUAAUCUUCCCACUGACUUUACUGUGAGUGAGAGAGUUUAGGGGUUUCGGGUCAUUAUUAUAUCCUUUUUGUUUCUAUGCAGUAUCUUAUUUAGCAAGACUUAAUACAUAUAUAUAUUAGGAUGUAUUAUGAUGUAUUCAAAUUAGCUUUAAGGGUGUGUUCAGACUGCAGCCAAAUUUGUAAGAUUUGUUUCUCAAUCCCAGCUCUUUAGCCCACCACAUUUCACUCUGGAGGUGUGAUGAGAUUGUUGUUUGUUGGGUUGAGUGAAACAAAAGACUGAAACAAGUGAAAUCUGAUUUGAACAUACAGACUGAAAAGUAUCUCUACAAAUAUAAGUAUAGUGAUGUUUAUAACCAUCUCCAAAUGUGGUUUGAAUCUGAUUUGUGGAAAAAAAAAAACAGAUUUUAUGUCAUUUCUGGCUGUUCAGACUGUCAAAACAAUCUGAAUACAAUCUAGUUCAGUGUAAUGUUUAGCAGUUUAAUUUUUUAAUAUAUAUAGCUAAAUUCAAAAAUAGAAAAUUGGGUAAAAAAAAAUUAGCAUUAUUUUUCCCGUUCAGUAGAGUGAAGAUGCAAUUGGUUUUCAUCCAUUUUUCAAUUAUCUAGUAUUUCAUUUCAGCCUUUUUCAGAAUUUCACGAAAAAUGAAAAGCUGAAUCUUUCUGAUUUUUAGAUUUGUCAGUUUUUGUAACACAAAUCUGAUGGUAUAAUCCUUGCAAAAUGCAAAAAUGGAAAAAUCAAAAAAUAAAGAAAAGAUUAUUUUUUUCUUCAUUUGUUCCUAAAAAAAAUCAAGUCAGAAGCAAAGAUGAAAAAACUAAAAUUGGAAAAGAAAAAAAAAUAUAUAUAUAUUUUUUUUUUUUCUUGUACACUGCACUCCAUUAAAAGUUUUUAUGCCCACUUUUCUAUUUUAGCAUUUAGCCUCAAACAGUCAGAAAAAUAAAUUAAUAAACGUUACACUGAUCAUCUAGAAUGCCAGAAAUCAGAUUUGAACUGGCAGUCUGAACACAGCUGUAGAGUCCUUGGACUUAGAUGAAUACGACAAGGUCAGACAGUCUCAUGCAGUCAAAUAUAACAUAAUAUACACUAACUGCUUAUGUCAAUGUCCAGUAGAGAACAAGAACCUAAGAUUCUGACUCUGGAGACUUUGAUUAGUGUGUUGGCAGCAUCCUAAAGGUGGAUUUUGCAUUCUGUUGCACUCUUAAUGUGUGCUAUGGGUCUCCUGUUAGGCUCCAGUAUCUGAUCAGCUGUAACUGUCUGUUCUGCUUGCUUGCUUUCUCUCUUCCAGUGCUUUCCUUAUAUAUUAGUACCCAAAUAAAGCUUUUGAGCAUCCA